Messenger RNA from Plasmodium gonderi, 1188 nucleotides. Its product is annotated as glideosome-associated protein 50. The record is from RefSeq and is a predicted model, not a curated record. Bases 1 to 1188 code for a protein of 395 amino acids. The transcript has a single exon. Gene Ontology annotation, molecular function: ferric iron binding; acid phosphatase activity; ferrous iron binding. Lineage: Eukaryota; Apicomplexa; Aconoidasida; Haemosporida; Plasmodiidae.
AUGAAUUUUUGUAAAACAGUGUUCAAUGUUUUUUUUGUCUUGUUGUUUAUAAGCAGUUAUGAAAUUAAAUGCCAACUGCGAUUUGCUUCGUUGGGAGACUGGGGAAAGGAAACCAAAUCCCAAUUAUUGAAUGCAAAAUAUUUUAAGCAAUAUAUAAAAAAUGAAAGGGUAACAUUUAUAGUAAGUCCUGGGUCCAAUUUUCUUGAUGGAGUGAAAGGAUUAGAUGAUCCUUCAUGGAAAAGUUUAUAUGAAGAUGUAUAUGCAGAAGAAAGUGGAGAUAUGUAUAUGCCAUUUUUUACAGUAUUAGGAACACGUGAUUGGGCUGGAAAUUAUAAUUCAGAAUUAUUAAAAGGACAAGGAAUUUAUUUACAAAAAGAUGGAGAAACAAGUAUAGGAAAUGAUGAAGACAAAACAUUAUAUCCAAAAUGGAUUAUGCCAAACUAUUGGUAUCAUUAUUUUACUCAUUUUACUGUUUCAAGUGGACCUUCAAUUGUUAAAACAGGGCAUAAGGAUAUGUCAGCUGCUUUUAUAUUUAUCGAUACAUGGAUUUUGUCAUCUAAUUUUCCAUACAAAAAAAUACAUGAAAGAGCUUGGGCUGAUUUAAAAUCACAGUUAAAUGUCGCAAAAAAGAUUGCUGAUUAUAUUAUUAUUGUAGGAGAUCAACCAAUUUAUUCUUCUGGAUCAUCUCGAGGGAAUUCAUAUUUAUCUUACUAUCUUUUACCCUUAUUAAAAGAUGCACAAGUUGAUUUAUACAUAUCUGGACAUGACCACAACAUGGAAGUAAUAGAGGACAAUGAAAUUGCUCAUAUUACAUGUGGAUCUGGUACCAUAUCAGGUGGAAAAGGAUCAAUGAAAAAUGGAAAAUCGUUAUUUUUUAGCAAUGAUAUAGGAUUUUGUAUACAUGAAUUAGGUAGUUAUGGUAUUGUCACCAAAUUUAUUAGUGGAAAAAGUGGUGAAAUUAUUCAUACACAUAAAUUAGAUUUGAAAAAGAAGAAAUCCCUUGAUAAAGUGAACUCCUUACAGUAUUUUGCUUCAUUACCAAAAGUACAACCAGUUGAUGUUCCCUCUAGUGGACCUAUGGGUAACAAAGAUUCUUUUGUUAGGAUUGUCGGUACUAUUGGUAUUCUCAUAGGAUCUGUAAUUGUUUUUAUUGGUACAUCAUCUUUCUUAUCAAAAAGCAUGAAAUGA